This is a messenger RNA of Scomber scombrus (Atlantic mackerel), 927 nucleotides long. RefSeq names its product barH-like 1 homeobox protein. The record is from RefSeq and is a predicted model, not a curated record. Gene Ontology annotation, cellular component: nucleus. Lineage: Eukaryota; Metazoa; Chordata; Actinopteri; Scombriformes; Scombridae. The coding region runs from base 1 to 927 and encodes 308 amino acids. Gene Ontology annotation, molecular function: DNA-binding transcription factor activity, RNA polymerase II-specific; RNA polymerase II cis-regulatory region sequence-specific DNA binding. Gene Ontology annotation, biological process: cell differentiation; regulation of transcription by RNA polymerase II. The transcript has 4 exons.
AUGGAUGUUUCCUCCUCCGGCUGCUCCAGGUUCCUCAUCGACUCCCUGCUCUCCCUCAGGCCGCCCGCAGCGCUCCUGUCCCGGGCAGAAGCUCCGGAGCUCAGCCCCGGCUGCUCGGCGCCUCCCUCCCCGCGCAGAGAGCCUGUUCCUCGGCUAGAGUCUGCGCUGCUGCCCGGUCCGCUGCAGCACCGGUCCGCCAGCUUCCUGAUCCGGGACAUCUUAGCGGACUGCCGGCCCUAUUCUGACCCGGGACAGGUCUGCUCUGACCCGGGACAAGUCUACUCUGACCCGGGACAGCUCUGCUCUGACCCGGGACAGCUCUACUCUGUCCCGGGACAAGUCUACUCUGACCCGGGACAGCCCUACUCUGACCCGGGACAGCUCUACUCUGACCCGGGACAGACCUACUCUGACCCGGGACAGGUCUGCUCUGACCCGGGUCAGUGUGAACUGGACUUCUCGGCUCCUCACAGCAGCUCUUCUUCUGACAGCGAGUCCAGAGACCCGGCCGGAGCCGCGGACCGGGCCGCAGGACGUCUGAAGAAGCCCCGUAAAGCUCGGACGGCGUUCAGCGACCAGCAGCUGUCGAGACUCGAGAGAAGCUUCAACACGCAGAAGUACCUGAGUGUUCAGGACCGGAUGGAGCUGGCUGCCUCCCUGCAGCUCAGCGACACACAGGUGAAGACCUGGUACCAGAACCGCAGGACGAAGUGGAAACGUCAGUCAGCUGUUGGUUUGGAGUUUCUGGCUGAAGCCGGCAGGAUGUUUCUACCGUCGCCCUUCCUGUUCCCCCCCGCCCCCCCCAGCCUGGACCUCUACCUGUACCGAGGCCACGCCCACCACCCUGCCCCCCACCUGCUGCCCCGCCUCCUCACCCACACGGAGCCCCCUUCCCCGCUGACCCUCACUGGGAAGACUGGUUCCUGA